Messenger RNA from Poecilia latipinna (sailfin molly), 2797 nucleotides. It is a transcript of the gene gpr108, whose product is annotated as G protein-coupled receptor 108. The transcript has 18 exons. Bases 530 to 2236 code for a protein of 568 amino acids. Gene Ontology annotation, cellular component: membrane; Golgi apparatus. The record is from RefSeq and is a predicted model, not a curated record. Lineage: Eukaryota; Metazoa; Chordata; Actinopteri; Cyprinodontiformes; Poeciliidae. Gene Ontology annotation, biological process: transport.
AUCUCACAGAUCCAAUACUACGUGGAGGGGUGGUUCCGUUCCACGUCAACGUCCUAGGUAAUCCACGUGACCUAAUGUAGCACAACGAAACACAAGGUAUAGACAAAUCGUGUCAAUAGAAAUUUUGACACUGUUAAUAACGUUUUGACUGAAGAGCUGCCAUAAAUCAUGUUUAUCCCCUCACUAGCCUGCGGGACAUAUUUAUUCCAGCUGUAGAACAAAUAAUUUGUUGUUCUUCAGUUUGUGACGGCUCUGUCCGAACCCUCCGUAAUAUUGCAAACCAGGAAGUUGCAGUUUCCCAACGUCUGCGACAAGCUAGCUGGUAGUUUACGCAAUGAAAGAACUUCUACAUUGGAAAACAUAAAGGACGGUGUUGUUAUUUAACAACGAAAUAGGUCAUUCGCGUGGGUGAGCAUCGUUUACAAUUUCAUUGUAACGAUUCGAGACCGGAAGGACUGCUAGCAAGCUUGUUGUUUAGCCAUCUGGCAGAAUUGUCGACAGCUAACAGUUAACGUUAGCAGGUGUUGUGAUGGCUGUGCCGCACAUACAGUUCUCCUUUGCAGCAAUUUUACUCUUAGUUCUGCUGUCGGGGUGUAACGCGAGGAUACACAAGCUCAGUCUAAAGAAUGAAACACGGUUUGCCAUUGACCUCAACAAUUUUGGUUUCUUCGCAAAUGGAACUCUAAAUGUGAGUCUGUCCUCCCUGUGGCUCAGUGACAUUGUGAACUACAGCAUCUACCCAGUUGGCUUCAGCCUGUCCAGGUCUCGAGUUAAUGGGGUGUUGUCGUACACAGCGGAGGAGACCGAGGUGUGCCCGCUCACGGUGACGAAGACCACCAACGAUGAACCUCUUAUUCUUUUUCUCAUUGACAGCAAGAAUCUGGGAGUCAACGUGAGUGCCAUGGGCGUUCAGGAUAAUUUCCUGAUUGCCAAAGCCAAGUUGGAUAAACCUAAAGAAAAAAAGGUUACAAAGAGGGCUAAUGGCAAUGGAGAACCAAACGAUGCAAAUGAGAAGCCAUUAAACACAAACCCAAAACAAGAUGAUGGGAAAGGGAAAGAAGAACCAGCAGAAAACAAAAAUCCAAACCCUGCUGGGGAAGCUAAGAAAGUUGAGGAAGCUAAGAAAGUGGAAGAAACUACAUUUCUGCUGAACAGUUCAGUCAAGCCGAUUUUAGCCCUGGACAAAACGAAUGGCUUGUACAACUUCAGCUUCCUUCUGGUCGUUGGCCCAAAGGAUCAGGGUCUCUACAGCCUGAAGUUCCACUAUUGUCAGAACAGGGUGCCUGGAGUCAAGAAGCCUUAUGCCUUGACGGUGGACGUGGUAGAAAAGAACCCAGGAGAGAGCUACCUGUCUGCGGCCGAAAUCCCCUUGUCUCGUCUUUACAUCUGUAUGGCCGGAGUCUUCUUCACUGCUGCUAUGGUGUGGGUCUACAUGCUCAUGAAGCACAGAUACAGUGUGUUUAAGAUCCACUGGCUGAUGGCUGCACUGGCAUUCACCAAGUCCACAUCUUUAGUUUUCCACAGUAUCAACUACCACUUUAUCAACAUCGAGGGUCAUCCUAUCGAAGGCUGGGCUGUCAUGUACUAUAUCACACACCUGCUGAAGGGGGCGCUCCUGUUCAUCACUCUGGCACUGAUUGGGACGGGCUGGGCUUUCGUUAAAUACAUCCUCUCUGACAAAGAGAAGAAGAUCUUCAUGAUAGUCAUCCCUCUGCAGGUGCUGGCGAAUGUUGCCUACAUCAUCAUCGAGUCGACAGAGGAAGGCUCCAGUGAGUACUAUCUGUGGAAGGAGAUCCUCUUUCUGGUGGACCUCAUUUGCUGCGGAGCCAUCCUGUUCCCCGUUGUCUGGUCCAUCCGUCACUUACAGGAGGCUUCCAGCACAGACGGGAAAGCUGCCAUGAACCUGGAGAAGCUCAAGCUGUUCAGGCAUUACUACGUUAUGAUCGUGUGCUACAUCUACUUCACGAGGAUCAUAGCCAUUUUGUUGAAGAUCACAAUGCCCUUCCAGUGGCAGUGGUGUUAUGAGUUUCUGGUGGAAGUGUCCACUCUGAUCUUCUUCGUGCUGACCGGCUACAAGUUCCGACCGGCGUCCAACAACCCGUACCUGCAGCUGCCCCUGGAUGAAGAGGAUGUGGAGAUGGAUGAAGUAGUGACAGAGUCGGGCGUUCUGGAGGGAAUCUCCAAAGUUAAGAAGACGUCUAACGGACGCGAGCGCCAGAAAGAGCCCGCUCUGUGAGCAGGAGGCUGCGUGGUAGGGAGGGACCAGCCUCAGGUCGGGGUGGGGGCUCAUAUGGACCAAGACCUCCUCUCCCCCCCACUUCCACUGACAGCUCUCUGUUCAAAACUCUUCAAGUGGUUGCAAAGCUCAUGCCCACUGUCUGGCUAUGCAAAACAUAAAAAACAAACAAAAAACAAAGAUGGCUAACAUGAUGGAGGUUGUCCAUUUUCUUUGGGGGUGCUCCACCCAAAACCUGAAGGGCCCCCCGAGGGUUUUUUUUUUUUUUUUUUUUUUUUUUUUUCUGAAUGGGUGGGGAAAUGGAACAGAGCUCUGAAAUUCUUUUUUUUUUCUUCUCUGUUUCUCUUCAAAGCUUAUUAUAAAUAUUAAUAUUAUUAUUUUAAACAAAGACUUGGGUGUGUUCAUGCCGGCUAUUUAAAAACGGUACUCCUGCAUUCUGCAGACAACAUCUUUUUUUUUUCUUUCUUUUUUUUCUGUAAAAUGGGAACCAACGUAAUAUGACACAAAUCUAGAUUUUCCUCCUUUGGAUGCAAUAGCCCAUUCUCAGGUGAAAAGAAAAAA